AUGAGGGAUCUGCAAACAGAUGCUGAAGAGAACGGGCAGCAGUUAGAUCAUGAAAACACAGCUUCAAGCUUGCUGCAGGAUCACUAUCUUGAUUCAUCUUGGAGAACUGACAACAGUCUUCCAUGGACGUUGGACAGCAGCAUUAGCGAAGAAAACAGGGCUGCCAUUGAGAAAAUGUUGUUGGAAGAAGAAUAUUAUUUAUCUAAUAAAUCACUUUCUGAAAAAAUAUGGCUCAAUCACAAGGAAGCGGAGAAAAGAACUAUGAAAAGCCCACAUAAGAAAACUGGAAAAGUCAUGGUGCGAUCACCUACAAAAUCAGCUAGCUACUCAUUAAAGUGGACAUCAGAAGAAAAAGAACUGUUUGAACAAGGACUGGUGAAAUUUGGCCGCCGGUGGACAAAAAUUGCCAAGUUGGUUGGAAGUCGUACUGUUCUACAAGUAAAGAGCUAUGCUCGGCAGUAUUUUAAGAACAAGGCAAAAAAUGGUGAUUCUGAAAAAGAAGAGCAAAGUCAGUGUGGGAGCAGUCUUCCCAUUGAAGAUGGGAUAAGGGUAGAAACGUGGUCAUCUGGAAACUUGAGAGGCCGUGCAGACCCCAAUCUGAAUGCAGUGAAAAUUGAAAAGCUGUCAGAUGAUGAAGAAGUAGACAUAACUGAUGACAUGGAUGAACUACUUUCACCUACCUUCCAGCAAGAAACUGGAAAAUCUGAAUUAUCUGUUAUUUCAAAAAGUCCGGUUGAAGAAACGAAAGGAAUGGAACAUGGUUUUUCAUCUGUUGGACACAGUUCUGCGAUUCCUUUACCUAAAGAAGAUCCUCAACAUACCAAGCAAGAUACAGUGGAUGCAUUAGUAUUUCCAGGUGUUGCAGCAACAUGUUCUCAGCACCUGAAUGGUGAUAAAUCUGUGAACUUAGAUUACCAGCAAUACCAUAAUUUCAUUGAGAAAGCUGAACAAGGCAGACUAGUAACAUCUCAUGGUACUAGACAACUGACUCAUCAGGAGAUUAAUGAGGAACAGAGGGACCUGGCUGAUAAUGGAUUGCUUUUUCCUUCUCCCUGCCAAGUGGAUGAAGAUCAUCAAGAAGAAGCAGAGGAGCUUAAGCCGCCUGAUCAAGAAGUGGAGGUUGACAGAAGCAUUAUUCUGGAAGAAGAAAAGCAAGCUAUUCCUGAAUUUUUUGAAGGGCGCCAGGCCAAAACACCAGAGCGUUAUUUGAAAAUUAGGAAUUAUAUUUUGGAUCAAUGGGAGAGAUGUAAACCCAAAUACCUGAAUAAGACCUCAGUACGUCCAGGCUUGAAGAACUGCGGUGAUGUUAACUGUAUCGGACGGAUCCACACAUACUUGGAAUUAAUAGGAGCGAUUAACUUUGGCUGUGAACAGGCUGUCUAUAACCGACCCCAACCAGCUGAUAAAACACGAUCCAAAGAAGGCAAAGACACAGUGGAAGCGUACCAGCUUGCUCAGCGCUUGCAAUCCAUGCGUACGAGAAGACGGCGAGUGCGAGACCCCUGGGGAAACUGGUGUGAUGCAAAGGAUUUGGAAGGACAGACAUUUGAGCAUCUGUCUGCUGAAGAAUUAGCAAGAAGAAGAGAGGAAGAAAAACUGAAACCUGCAAAAUCUUCUAAAGGUUCAAGACAAAUAAAAAGUUCCUUUGAUCCCUUUCAGCUGAUACCGUGCUGUUUAUUCACUGAAGAAAAACAGGAACCUUUUCAGGUGAAAGUGUCUUCCGAAGCACUUUUAAUAAUGGAUUUGCACUCUCAUGUGUCUAUGGCAGAAGUGAUCGGGUUGCUAGGUGGAAGAUACUCUGAAGCUGAUAAAAUUGUAGAAGUCUGUGCAGCAGAGCCGUGCAAUAGUCUCAGUACAGGACUGCAGUGCGAGAUGGAUCCAGUAUCUCAAACACAGGCCUCGGAAACGCUGGCUGCCAGAGGAUACAGUGUUAUCGGAUGGUACCAUUCCCACCCGGCCUUUGACCCCAACCCCUCAAUACGAGAUAUUGACACUCAAGCUAAAUACCAGAGUUACUUCUCCAGGGGUGGUGCCAUGUUCAUUGGAAUGAUCAUAAGUCCUUACAACCGAAAUAAUCCUCUCCCGUAUUCUCAGAUUACUUGUCUGGUAAUUAGCGAUGAGAUCAGUUCUGAUGGUUCCUACCGCCUGCCCUACAAAUUUGAAGUACAGCAGAUGUUGGAGGAGCCUCAGUGGGAAUUAGUAUUUGAAAAAACAAGGUGGAUAAUUGAAAAAUACAGAUCCUGCCACAGCAGUGUCCCCAUGGAUAAAAUUUUUCAUAGAGAUUCUGACCUGACUUGUUUGCAGAAACUUUUGGAGUGCAUGCGGAAGACUUUGGGCAAGGUAACUAACUGCUUCAUUGCUGAAGAGUUCUUGACUCAGAUAGAAAACUUAUUCCUUUCCACGUACAAGAGUGAGAAAAAGAAUAAUGCCGAAGACAAUGAGAAUGAAUGUCCAAGUGAAUUGUCAAUGUGA
Molecule: messenger RNA, 2472 nt
Organism: Cariama cristata (Red-legged seriema)
Lineage: Eukaryota; Metazoa; Chordata; Aves; Cariamiformes; Cariamidae
Gene: MYSM1
Product: Myb-like, SWIRM and MPN domains 1
Exons: 20
Coding region: 1-2472 (823 amino acids)
Biological process (GO): double-strand break repair
Cellular component (GO): BRCA1-A complex; BRISC complex
Molecular function (GO): metallopeptidase activity; polyubiquitin modification-dependent protein binding
Source: RefSeq, a predicted model, not a curated record